Molecule: messenger RNA, 3453 nt
Organism: Pistacia vera
Lineage: Eukaryota; Viridiplantae; Streptophyta; Magnoliopsida; Sapindales; Anacardiaceae
Product: trichohyalin-like
Exons: 7
Coding region: 298-3234 (978 amino acids)
Source: RefSeq, a predicted model, not a curated record
GAGGAAAAAUUAGCUGCCUAUGUUUAGCAAAUGACAGUGCAAAUGGGGUCCGAGUUUUAGUUGUGGUUGAGAAUUUAUUUUGCAAAAACUCAACGGGUUUCGAUCGUAGAAAAAGAGAUUGGUUUUAGUGAUUGUUAUUUUCCUUUGUGAGGUUGGGUUUGUUUUCCCUCUCCCCACCCGGUUUGUUUUUUCGAACAUGGGUUGUUCUUGUUUUUGUCGAGUUUUUUUUUUUUUAAUUUUGAUAUUUAGUUAAAUGGUAGAGUUUUCGAAAUUUGUUUGCAAAUCACUCUUUUUUUAAUGGCUUCUUCUCAAGUUGAAUUCACUUCGUCUUCGCCGCUUGAUUGUGUUUUGAGAGACCAUAAUAGCAGGGGAGAUAGAUGCAGAGAUAGCAAUGACAGAGCCGCCGCGUUUAAGAAGAAUCUUAAAGAGCUGGUCCUGGAUCAUUUUCAGAAUUGUAUUAGCGUCUCCGCUGAUGAAAAUUCCCAGAAUUCACUGGGUAAAAUUGAUUCCUGUGGUGCUAAUGACCAGGGGAAUGGUAAUCAGAACCAUCACCACCAUCGAAAUUUACGGUUUCUGAGUAGUAAUUAUAGCAGGAGUAACAGGCAUAAGAGGAGUAAUGAUGAUUCUAACAUAAAUUAUUCCUCCAAGCAGUGGCGGAUUCAUGAUCAGUGGGCUGCGAAACAGGCUCGAGAUAUGGUGUCAAAUAUUGAGAAACAGAGUCAAGAGGCAGAGCUUUUGGGUUCAUCAGGAACACCAACUUUUAAUGGAGAAAGCUCAGAGAAGUCUCCAAAUAUUGGAAAUCCUGGAGAUCCUUCUUUGGUUCAGAAGUCUCCAAGUAUUGGAAAACCUGGUGCUUCUUCGCUUGUCCAGAUGUGGGAGGCGAGGCUUAAUCGAUCCAACAGUAUGAAAAUAAACCACAGCUGGGAAUCAAACCCUAGUAGAGCAAGUUCAGGACUUUGCAACAGUGAAAAUGGUGAAAAUCCUGAAAAUGUUGAGAAUAAUGUUGAGAGUAAUGUGGAGAAUGCAUCUUCUGGUGUUGAUGAAUCUGAAACUGGUGAUUCUUCAACUGAUUGGGAGCAGCAAUCUGAUAGAACAGCGGUGAGUGAACCGCCUGCUGGAACGGCUUCGGAUGCUGGAGAGAGGGAAAGGCUUCGAGUUGCUGAUAUUAUAAAGAAGUUGACGAGUGGUACGGAUGAAAAUGAUGGCGAAAUGGUUUUGAAUGCAAGCGAAUCGUCAUCCAAAGAGCGAAGAAAUACUCCUAUGCCGGAUCAGGCAGAGCAAAGAGAUAAAAAAUGCCUUUCAAUGGCGGUGAAUUCGCCAAAAAUUAGAGGGCGACAGGCUUUUAAUGAUUUGCUUUUGCAGAUAGAGCGCGACAGGCUUCGGGAGCUUGAUUUACUGGUGGAACGUCAUGCAGUCUCAAAAUUUACACAUCGUGGACGCAUUCAAUCGAUGCUUCGGAUUAGAUUUCUGCAACGGGGCCUGGCAAUUCAAGAUCAACAGCGUCCAAAAUCAGCUGAACCUCCAGUGAACCGGUUAUCGCAAGGGUCUUCAAUAAUGCAUCUCAGGAAGAAAUUUAACUCAGGUGUUGAGAAUAGAGUCACAUCCCAAAGUGAUGCAAGUAAUUCGAAAAGCUCUCAAUCAGAGAUGGCAGGCAACAUGGAAAAUAUGAACAAUUCUUCUCUGGCCAAUCGGCUAGGUGAAAACAGUCAGAAUCAGGAAGCUGCCACUGUUGGGAAACAAAGUACAGCCAAAAUUGAGCACUCAGAACCGCAAACAAGCCAUCAGGAUCAGCAGAAAGAGUCCAGUCCAAGAAAAAAUGUGGAGACUGGUGAACUAACAAAAGCCUUGAAUGGUCAGAAUAGAAGUGAAAUAGCUGAAGGUCAAGAGGCUACUCGCUGGCAGCCUAUUCAUUUUCACUCCUUGAAUGAUCAGAAUGGACGUGAAAUAGCUGACAAUCAAGAGGCUUCUAGCCGGGAGGAUGUUCAUCUUAACUCACAAGAAAAUUCAGAAAGGAUAACAUCAUUGAAUGUUCGGGAUGAGAAUGAGAUUGCAGAUCAUCAAGAGGUCGAUGACAGGUGCCUUGACUCGCAAGAAACUUCCGAAAGAGCAGAAUCCUCGAACCAUUGGGAUGGCAAUGAGCUAGUAGAAGAAGAAGUGGAAGAAGAAGAGACCUAUGAGCAGGGCCAAUUUAUAGAUACCAAUUCUGAUUGGAUAAGUGAAAUAUCACGCCCUCGAAGUUAUUGGGAAGAUCGCAGGAAAGAAUGGUACCAAGAGAUGCUAAGUAGCAGAUCAGAAAAUAAUGAGAUACGCCAACUCCUUGAAAGAAGGAGGGUAUCAAGUUAUCUUUCCAGUGACUUCCGAGAAACAAUGGAUCAAUUGAUGAGUACUCGUGUCGAAAGACAGAUCGAGCUAGAGGCUUAUGAAGAAGAACAACAUGAAGAGUUGAGUCGUGAGCGAAUAAGCGAAUUGUUGUUGGAUCACUUACAGAGGAACAUGCAUUCAGCAGUUUCUCAAGAAGAAGAACAAGUAGAAGAAGAAGAAGGGAAUGAGGCAGAACAAGUAGAUGAAGAAGAGCAAGAAGAGGAGGAGGAGGAGGAGGAGGAGGAGGAAGAAGAAGAAGAGGAAGAAGAAGAAGAAGAAGAAGAAGAAGAAGAAAGUCCAAUAAGUCAUGAGGAGCAUGAAACAAGUGAUUAUUUUGAUCAGUCCUCACAAACAAUGCAAAUUACUUCUCCCUCAGCAACUCCAUCAUGGAGUUAUCAAGGUCAAGAAGUUGUUGACGAAUCGGAUCAGACUGAAUCCCAAUCAACUCGCCGACCUUUGCCAUCUCAAGCUUACUAUCUUGAUGGUCAGCUGUCGUCUUCCUCGACAAAUCAUCUUUCAUUUGAAAUGGAACUUAUAUAUGGUUUAAGAGGACAACUGGAACAACUCCACCGAGAGAUGCGUGAGCUGAGAAAAUCUAUAAACAGUUGCAUGAACAUGCAAGUGAAAUUGCAACAUUCCAAUCCACAGGAAGUUCAUUCAGUAGGAGGAAUGGGAAACAAUCAACCUGAUGGGGCGCCAAAGAAACGCUGUUGUUGUAUUUGCUAUGAAAUGCAGGUCGACUCACUUCUUUAUAGAUGCGGGCAUAUGUGCACCUGUCUGAAAUGCGCCUACGAGUUGCAGUGGAGUAGUGGAAAGUGUCCGAUAUGUCGCGCGCCAAUAGAAGAUGUUGUGCGCGCAUAUAUGGAUUCAUAAGACGACCCCAUGAACGAGUUCUUGCUCCAGAGGACCGUCAUCGCCAAAAACUUAAUACAUGAAGCAUGAAUUGGAUAACACAUGGAAGUUCUUCUUCUUUGCUUUCUUUGUUUUAUCUACUUACUACCUAAUUAACCCUUGUAUAUUCCAACUUGUGAUCUGACCUCGAAACCUUGGUUUUCGUCUUUGCACAUAUAACCUUUUGUAUGUUUUUUGAAG